Molecule: messenger RNA, 2160 nt
Organism: Lates calcarifer (barramundi perch)
Lineage: Eukaryota; Metazoa; Chordata; Actinopteri; Centropomidae
Exons: 3
Coding region: 853-2160 (435 amino acids)
Source: RefSeq, a predicted model, not a curated record
UGAAGAUAAUAACAAGCAAAGCCCUUUUCAAAACAAUAAUGAAAAGUCUCACAUUUGAUACCAACCAGCAUAUUAAUUAAAAAAAAUACAGAAGGAUAUAUGAUUAAUAAGUUUGAAUAUUUUCUUACUUUAUCACAAAUUCAGCAUCAGUGUCAGCUUUUGGUAAAUGAAAGAACUUUUCUAAAUUUCUUUUUUAUUAUUAUUUUUAUUAUUAUUCUUUUUUUAUACAGUCUAUGUUUUUCAACAUUAUAUGUGAGCCUGACUAAUUGUGUAAUUGUAAUUUUAUAUAUUUUGCUCAGGGGCACACAGCUGCGAAUGGCUGAUGGCCUCCAGCACAGUGUGUGUCUCACUUUUUAGCCUCUGGAGAUAAUUUUGAUCCAUAAUGGAAACCGCAAGCUCUAAAUACAGUUUCAUUUGUCUUCUGCUCUUCAGACUUUAUGUGCUUAAUGACAUCUCACACAACACAAUGAAAAGUCCUUUCUUCUCAGCAUACUUCAGUGAACUUGUCAAACUGGAAAAGAUUGGCGCUGAGGAUGCGUUAAGACAGUUGAUGACACACACAAACAGCUUGGCAGCUUGGCUGACAAGAGCAAUAUAUCAUAAGGUAAUACAUAUGCGUCUGUGAGCAAUAAUGAGAGGAGGGGCCAGGUGCUGACAGUCACAAAACCUUCGAGCACUUGCUCUUGUUGAGAGUGCAACAGUGUAACUGACAAUUUCUGUUUAGUUUGUCACAGCCGUUUGCCUUGUGUGAACACACUGAGCUGUGACUGCAUGACUGAAUCAACAAAGAGAAAUAACAAAGUAAAUUUAAACUGAAUGAUAUCUGCAGUACCCAGGAACUGAGGAGACUGGAUGGAACCUCCAAUGUUGGGCCGUAAGCGGCCUCUGUUUUUUGGACAUGAAAAUGAGCCUCCGCUGUACACAAAGAAAUGUUUGGCUGGUCUUAAAACUCUGCUGGACAGAUAUCAGAGUGACAGCAGAGCCACACAGCAUGCCAGACUACAGAUGAGCUGUUGUCACCUCCACACACGCAAAGCCUCUGUGAAUGCAGAGACUGACAAUAAGCGUCUCUUUGAGCAGAUAUUGUUGUGGGCUGAUACCCAACGCUCCGCAGGGAAAGUGCUGGAGCAUCUCAAGUUAAGACAAGCCACUGAUGACAUUUUCCUAAAUGACCCAGUUAACAACAAAUUUUUGGCGUUCCACCAUGACUUUACUGAGGAAUGUGGCUCAGAGGUUAAACAGCAUUCAUGGGCUGUUAUUGAGAAACAGGAGGAGGUUAUCAUGUAUGGACCUUAUUACCCCAACUACAACAACGGACAGCACAGUGAGGACAUCAUUAUUAAACAAACACAGGAACUUCUAGAGUCAGAGGAGGUCUCAGAAGACUGGAAGGUGUAUGUUUUCACCAUAAACAGCCCAUGUUUGGCUAGAAACACUGACCCAUGCAUGUUGAACCUGAUUCAGAAAGCUCAGGAGUGGUGGACUGUGUACGGAGUAAAGACUCAUAUUGGUUAUGUGAGAUGCUGGGGCUUCAAAGGAACCAAAGAAAAUCUGUUCAGAGACAUUGACUACAGCCAAGUGGACUGUAUAAAUCAGACCGAGGACCAUGAGGACUACAUUAAAGCAGCUGACAAGAGAACUGGCCUCAAUCCUUUAUGUAAAAAUCUGAGUUCUGCUGUGAAACACCUCCUGAGAUCUGUAAAUCUCAGUUUCUCCUUGAUGACCUCUGUGCAGGGGCAGGACUGGAAGAGCUACUUUGAAAAAAUGCACAGUAUUUUUGAGUGCAAACCAGAGGACGAGAAAACAGUCUUCACGCAGGAGCUGAACGCCACGAUCGAAGCCGCACAAGCUCUGCUUUCAGAGAGAAGUGGAAGUUUUGAGGAACACCUAGAGAGUGGGAAGGCAUUUGCGCUCGAUUACACUUUUAGUCCACAAGUAUCUGACGCCCUGCAGGAUCAAAUGAGACUCACAUUUCAACAGUGUUGGAGGGAGAUGGUACAAGACAAGUAUGCAGAGCUAAUAAGGGAGAAGCUGACUGAAGACUUCAAUCAACGUGCUGUCCAGCUUUUUAUCAAAGAUAUUGCCAAGUUCACAAACAAAUACUUAGAAAUCGGAAGGAUACAGUUUCCAGAAGAAGUCAAAAAACCUGCAAGUUGUUAG